Colossoma macropomum (tambaqui) is the source of this 2126-nucleotide messenger RNA. Its product is annotated as class I histocompatibility antigen, Gogo-B*0102 alpha chain-like. The coding region runs from base 89 to 1012 and encodes 307 amino acids. The record is from RefSeq and is a predicted model, not a curated record. The transcript is spliced from 5 exons. Gene Ontology annotation, biological process: immune response. Lineage: Eukaryota; Metazoa; Chordata; Actinopteri; Characiformes; Serrasalmidae. Gene Ontology annotation, cellular component: external side of plasma membrane.
GUCAAGCAGCCAACUCUCCGUAGUAAAGCAGGCAUUGUUGAUAAAUGUGCUACUGUUGUCAUCUCGAAUACCUGCCGACAUCACUGAGAUGGAUCACAGAAAAGCGUUAGAAUCUCUGGUUUUUGCUGCAGUUGGUAUCCAGCUGGCAUGGUCAGGCUCACACUCUCUUAAGCACAUCUCCACUGGUGUCACAGCUGGAGUACCUUUCCCAGAAUACACACUUGUAGGUCUGAUGGAUGGAGAGCCUUUUGUGUAUUAUGACAGUAACAUUAAGAAGAUGGUCCCCAAAAUGGAUUGGAUAGAGCAAAAUGAGGGGCCAGAUUACUGGACAACAGGGACCCAAACUCAGAAGGAUUUUCAGGAAAUCUUCAAAACAAGCGUGGCUGUUCUAAUGAAGCGCUACAACCAGACUACAGGAAUUCACACAUUUCAAUCUAUGAUUGGCUGUGAGCUGGAUGAUGAUGGCACAAGAAGAGGCUAUUUGCAGCAUGGUUAUGAUGGAGAAGACUUCAUCAGUUUGGAUUUAAACACUCUCACCUGGACUGCAGCUAACACUAAAGCUGUUAUUACCAAAAGCAAGUGGGAGACAACAACUUUACUUGCCAAUAUGUGGACAAGAUACUUGGAAAGCACAUGUAUUGAACUUAUAAAGAAGUAUGUGAGUUAUGGCAAAGAUACUCUGGAGAGAAGAGUCUUUCCUGAGGUGGACCUGUUCCAGAAAGACUCUUCUUCUCCAGUGGUGUGUCAUGCUACAGGUUUCUACCCCAGGGAAGUGGUGAUCUCCUGGAAGAAGAAUGGAGAGUAUCUGCAUGAGGACGUGGAGCUUAGAGAAACCUUACCCAACCAGGAUGGAACGUUCCAGAAGAGAAGCGUUCUGAGAGUCUCACCGGAGAAGCUGGACAGGAAUGAGUUCAGCUGUGUGAUUCAGCACAGCAGCUUGGAGAAAGAGCUACCAGUGUCUGAUCGCAGAGUCCUGUCAGUGCCUUUAAUACGAUUCAGCCCCUCCAACUGAGAGAUAAGCUGGCAAGGAUGCAAGUCGAUCUGUGCCUGGUCUCCUGGAUUGCAACCUCACUGGCAGACCUCAGUCUGUCAGGCUGAAGGACUGUACAUCAGAGACUGUAGUCAGCAGCACAGGAGCACCACAAGGGACUGUACUUUCCCCUUUUCUCUUCACAUUGUACACCUCAGAUUUCAGUACAACUCUGAGACGUGCCACAUGCAGAAGUUUUCGGAUGACAGUAGCGUGUGUAAGAGGAGGGCAGGAGGAGGAUUACAGAAACCUGGUGAAGGACUUUGUGGCGUGGUGCCGUAGGAACAACCUGAUACUGAACACUUCCAAGACCAAGGAGAUGGUGGUGGGUUUUCGCAGGGCUGGGCCACUCACACAGCCAAUCACUACCGAGGGGGUUGAAGUGGAGAGGGUCAGGACCUACAGGUAUCUCGGACUGCAACUGGAUGAUAGGUUGGACUGGUCAGCCAACAGAGACAUCCUGUACAAGAAAGCUGACUCUAUUUCCUGAGGAGGCUGGGGUACUUUAACAUCUGUGGAAAGCUCCUGACUGUGGUUGCCAGCUGUCUUUUUUAUGCUGUGGUGUGCUGGGGAGGAAGCAUGAAAAAGAGAGACAAGAUGUGACUGGACAAGCUGGUCAGGCGAGCGGGGUCAGUGGUCGAUGUGGAACUGGACUGGUGAUUAAGGUGGUCGAGAGAAGGACAUUGCACAAACUGCUCUCCAUUAUGGAUGAUGAUGGCCAGCCACUGCACACCAUCAUCAUGGACUCAGGAGAUCCUUUGUCCCUAGAACCAUUAGGUUCGUCAACUCUUCCCAGAGGGGCGAGAAGAAAAGAGAGAAUUGGGAGGAGGAUAGAUGAGGACUGAAUCUCUUAUGCUAACUCAUAGGUUUAGUUUUAUUAAUCUGCACAUUUGGACACCUUACUGCACAUCAUUCAUUAUUGCACUGACUUUUUUUAUCUCAGGAUAGAUCUUAUUGCAUAUUUUUGUAUAUUUCUAGUUGUAUAUAUGCCUGUAGAUAGGAUUUUUGUAUAUAUUCCUGCCUCAUUGUGAUAAGCAAGAUAUAUUAAUGUAUAAUUAACAGUAUUAUUUAUAGUUGAUAAUUUUGCUGAGCCUGU